Messenger RNA from Sipha flava (yellow sugarcane aphid), 2780 nucleotides. RefSeq names its product cyclin-dependent kinase 14 (gene Eip63E). NCBI's taxonomy places the organism in Eukaryota, Metazoa, Arthropoda, Insecta, Hemiptera, Aphididae. The transcript has 11 exons. The record is from RefSeq and is a predicted model, not a curated record. Gene Ontology annotation, molecular function: cyclin binding; cyclin-dependent protein serine/threonine kinase activity; ATP binding. Gene Ontology annotation, cellular component: nucleus; cytosol; cytoplasm. Gene Ontology annotation, biological process: protein phosphorylation. Bases 370 to 1851 code for a protein of 493 amino acids.
CAAACAAGAUAACACGUCCGUUCAUUAUUGCACGCGCAAGAACAACGCUGAACGGUUAUACUGUAACAAUGUUGCGUUACCAGUUGCAUUAGGAUAGUAAUAAUAAUAAUAAUAAUUAUAACAGUAAUGUUAGUUGUAAUAAUAUAAUAUUUAUAAAAACAACGAUAAUCGUUAUGUCGUGGUGAUCAUGUACAACAAAUCGAAAUGUCUGUAAACGUCCUUUUAGUCCAAGUGUGAAAUUCAGUCCGUCGUCAAUCGUCUUGAUUCGAACAUUAUUUUUUUUAUAUUUUAUAUUAUUUUUUUUUUUUUCACGUCUUUUGUACUUAUCGAAUUCUUCAAUCCGUGUCUGUAGUUCACAAAUGACACAACAUGUAUUGCCAGCCAAACUGCAACAACUCUACGUCCAAACUGAAAGAUGGAGUUACCAUGAGAGAAAAGAAGAGUGGUGCUUUAAGCAAAGUUCAAAAAAUUAAAAAACGCCUGAGCCAUAGUUUUGGUCGACUAUCUAUUUCAAAAGAAGAUCCUGACCGAAAUAGAACUUCUCGAGAUGCGUUGCCAUGUAAAUUACAAUUCAAUGGUUAUUCUGAAGAGUUCCUGGAUAGAAUUGAACCAAAUGGGAACAUACCUUGCGCCAACGAUGAACAUUUGUCCAGAUACGACUGGAGUUCUAAUCUCGGUGAUCAAGAACGAGUUAAACGGCAAUUAUCCGUGUCGUCUGACUCAAAAUUAUUGGACGAAGAUAUAUGUGAGGAAACUCGUGUCAUACUCAGACCAAAAAAACCUCCUAGGCCUAAAUCCGAAGUGUUCCUAAACCAACCCAAUCACAGACGAACCAAACGUUAUUCGGCAUUUGGGGGAGAUUCUCCAUUUGGGAAAUCUGAGGCAUACAUAAAAUUAGAUCCGCUUGGUGAAGGUUCCUAUGCUACCGUCUUUAAGGGGUACAGUAAUUUGACCAAUCAAGUUGUUGCAUUAAAAGAGAUAAGACUUCAGGAAGAAGAAGGUGCACCUUUUACGGCCAUCCGUGAAGCUUCGUUGUUGAAAGAACUGAAGCACAACAACGUAGUUACAUUACACGACAUUGUGCAUACACGUGAAACACUUACAUUCGUCUUUGAAUAUGUACAUACCGAUUUAUCACAAUAUAUGGAAAGACAUUCAGGUGGCUUGGACUACUCAAAUGUACGACUUUUCAUGUUUCAAUUAUUCAGAGGAUUGGCAUACAUCCAUCAACGUCGGGUGUUGCACAGAGAUGUCAAGCCACAAAAUUUGCUCAUCAGCGAGAUAGGAGAACUUAAAUUAGCCGAUUUUGGUUUGGCUCGUGCUAAAUCAGUGCCAAGUCAUACAUAUUCUCAUGAAGUAGUAACACUGUGGUAUAGACCACCUGAUGUCUUGCUUGGGUCCACAGAUUACUCAACAUCCCUGGAUAUGUGGGGCGUUGGGUGUAUAUUCAUUGAGAUGAUCACUGGUGUUCCCACUUUUCCUGGAGUACGAGACACUUAUGAUCAGUUGGAUAAAAUAUUCAAGAUAUUGGGUACUCCUACUGAAGAACAUUGGGAAGGAUGCACACAUCUUAAAGGCUACAAAGAGGGCAAAGGUAAAAUAUUUAUGUACCCACAUCAAAAGCUUGGCCAUGUAUUUCCUAGGUUGUAUGACAUUGCUGAAGGCGAAAACUUGGCUACUUCAUUACUUCAGCUUAACCCAGACUUGCGUAUAAAUGCUCCAUCAGGUCUUAAGCAUAAAUACUUUCAGUCACUUCCCAAAGCCUUAUAUGAUCUUCCAGACGAGAUGUCUAUAUUCAGUUUAAAAGGUGUCCAUUUGAGUCAUGAAUCAAGAACUACGUUCAAGUGUUAAGUGUUUAUUUUUUAGUAAUUAUGAAAUUAUUACUAAUUAUUAGCUCAAUAAAUUAAAAAUAAUAAUAUUAUAUAAGUAUAGUUGUUUACCAGAAACAUUGAGUUGUGUAGCCCGAUCGGGGCUAGACACGUCUUGGCUGUUGAGCCAUUUUGCUGUGAUGAUGAUUAUUUUAUAUUUCCUAUAUUCAUACUUAUAAAAUGUUAGUUUAUCAGUGUUCUCAAGGGCCUCUAGAUUGAAAAUACUUAUUUUACAAUAAAUUUCAAAAUAACAAUCAUAGCUGUAUUAUAAUUAAAAACUUAUAAAAUAAAAAUAAAUUAACUGAACAAAGAGGAAAUAAGAUAUAUUUUUAGGGCGAUUAAAAUUCUUCUGUGUUUACUACUUAUACAGUUUUCACAAAAAAGAUUAUUAGUAUUUAAGGCAAAUGGAAUUGCUCAACAAAGUGGGGUUAACUAUACAACAAUCUAGUUACAUAUAUUGUAUACAUAAAAUAUGUAUUGGUAAUAUUUAAUUUCAAUUGAACAAAAUUACUUAAAUUAUUUGUACCCACGUUCGCUUUGCCGUCCCUUAAACGUCCAAUAAAUAAGAUGUGUUUGAAAAACAUUCCCAAUAAUAAAAUUUAACGAUUCAACCCUAUAUAUAUUUGUUUAUGAAUAGUUUAUUUUAUUUUUGUCGCUUGCCGUCCAAUUGGUCCGUCAGAGCAAAAUAUUCCUCAGAAUAAAAUAUAUUUAAUUAAUAUCUACAAAAAAAAUUAAUACCAAAUAACUUAUCAAUGUUAUUCCACAAUUUUGUUAAAGUUAAACCCUUAAUUAUAUAUAUAUAUAUAUAUACCAGUUGUAUGUUAAUCAUGAUUAAUGGUUGUGUUAAUGCACUUACAGCAUUAUAUUUAUGCAUUUAACAUAAUAUAAAUGGGUGAACGAAUAAAAAAGUUG